Budorcas taxicolor (takin) is the source of this 2583-nucleotide messenger RNA. It is a transcript of the gene MS4A14, whose product is annotated as membrane spanning 4-domains A14. Gene Ontology annotation, biological process: cell surface receptor signaling pathway. NCBI's taxonomy places the organism in Eukaryota, Metazoa, Chordata, Mammalia, Artiodactyla, Bovidae. The transcript is spliced from 6 exons. Gene Ontology annotation, cellular component: plasma membrane. The record is from RefSeq and is a predicted model, not a curated record. Bases 1 to 2583 code for a protein of 860 amino acids.
AUGGAAUCAUCAUCUGAGGUCAAAAGAUCAACCCACGUCAUCAAUGUGCAGCCAAAUGAGACUGUACUGACCGCACUUCCCUAUGGACCUCAUAGCUCUCUGCUGGGAUUCCUGAAGGGAGAGCCGAAAGUCUUGGGGGCUGCCCAGGUCCUGCUUGCCCUGAUCGUUGCCGGCAUCGGAGCUAUAUUUGCAUUGAACUACUUCCACUUUGCCCAAAGAUUCCCUCUGGUUUUCUUGACAGGAUAUCCAUUCUGGGGAGCAUUUAUUUUCACUGUCACAGGGUGCCUCACAGGAACCAGCAGCAAUGACAAGUGUAUGGGACAAGGUGUCACGGGCCUGAAUGUUAUCAGCUCCCUGGUCUCAGUGGCUGGAAUCAUUUUCACCAUCAUCAGCUACAGAUACCAACACAAGUACUGCCAAGGGCCUUCCCUUGAAGGAAUAUGUGUGAUAGGCAGAGUCCUUUACAAUGGAAUCUUGUCGGUCUUACUGAUCAUCAGCAUAGCAGAGCUCAGCAUCGCUGUGACCAUCGCCUCCUUUAGAAGCAACUGCUGGGCAAAUUCAAACGAGAUUGUGUUUUUCUUGCCUUCGGAUGCUACUCAAGAGAGUGAACUGUCUGUUCCCGACGAAAAUGCUGUCAUACAGUUUGAGCUACAAGAAGAGUCCACUAGUGCUGAUUCAGUGACCAACAUAAAGCCUGUUUUCUUUGGAGGCUACUCAUUCUUCAAGUUAAGAGUCACAAAAAAUCAGUUUGCCUUCCACCAUGCAGGCAGGAGAGGCAGUGAUAGUUUCAACACAUCUUCUCUGUUUAUGGAAGAUGAACGACAGAAAUAUGUCCCUCAGACAGUAAGCCUUUAUGGGGAAGAAGCGGAGGUGAAACAUUCGCCUCCCAUUCUAGAGGAAAAGUCCCCAGAAAUCAUGAUGAAUACUGAACCACUGAAAGAUGAAGACCUACAAGCUGCUAUCACACGAUCCCCGGAAGAGAAAACUCCACUGUUGCAGGACCAAGCCUCAAAACUCCAACUUUUUCCAUCUUAUUCUGUAAAAAGUGUCCACAGUUUACCGCUCCAAGACUUGCCAUCACAAGCUUCAAGAGCUGAAACUUCGCCAGAACAAGACUUGCUAUCUGAAGCGUCAUCUCAUGUCACAGAGUCUCAUGGAAUUACAUCCCAAGACAAGCAAUCCCAGGGCAUAUCACUGCAAAAUACACAAUCCCAUGACAUGCUAUCUGACUACCUCCCGGCCCCAGACAUGCCUGCGCAAGACCUCCCUUUCCAAAGACAAGCCCUGCCAUUACAAGCCAUACCGUUUGCAGCCACAUCAUUACUUUCUGUGCAGUCCCCUACUAUGCAACACCUAGAUCGACGGUCUCUGGAUUUUCAGCUACACAAUGUCCAAUCUCAAGAACAGAGAGCUGUGCAUCUAUUAUAUCAAGACAUUAAAUCGGAGGUCAUGCUAAUGACCGAAGAAUGGAAACCUGGGGAGGAACUUCAGAGCAGGAGGCCAUCAAAGCAGCAUUCCCAACUGCAGCAAAGCAAAGGCUGUCCGUGUGCAAGACAGAAAGCCCCUGACAUGUACAGUCAAGACCAACCGCCCCCAAGGAGGAAAUCCCUAGACAAGCACAUCAGAAGCUGGCUCUCUCCAAAAAAGCAGUACCUAGACAAGGAAAUCCAGGUUAGUCAAACCAUACUGCAGCUCCCAGACCAGCAAGCUGAGAGCCUGCGGAUCCAAGAGGAGGAACCCCCGAGGCAGCUGUACCAGGAUAUGCAAAUCCAGGAGUACCAUGACUGGCAGUCUCCAGACAGGAAAGUCCAAAUCUGGCAAUCUUUAGGCCAACAAUCUCAAGAAUGGAGAACUCAAGACUGGAAAAACAAAGAAUGGGAAAAACAAGAAUGGCAACUUGAAACACGGCAUUCCCAAAAUUGGGACUUCCAGACCUGGAAAACCCAAGAUCUACAAGUGAAAGAAUCCCAAAAGCAGAGGUCUGUAUUCCAAGAAACCCAGACUCUGCAUGCGGCUAUUCCACCUGACCUAGAAGAGCGAUCCCAGGAUGUUCUACAAGACAGUCAGCACCAAGAUAAAGAGCAACAAGGCCCUCAGUCUGCAGGAGUCCAGAAAGAAGUUAUGGAAACAGAUGCCGUGCAAACAAGGGACAUCAAAUCAGAGGACACGAGCUGUGGAAAAAGUCAGACUCUAAGUGACUUGCAAUCAGAAGACACGAAGUCAGAUUUUAACUGUUUCUCCUACCAAAGCUCAGUACAAGAACUUCAGUCCACAGGAAGUCAAAAACAAGAUAUGGAAACAGACGCCGUGCAAACAAGGGACAUCAAAUCAGAGGACAUGAGUUGCGGAAAAAGUCAAAGCCCAACUGACCUGCAAUCAGAAGACAUAAAACCAGAUUCUAACUGUUCCUCCUACCAAAGCUCAGUACAAGACACGUAUCACACCUACAUGUCCAAUAAAGAUUCAGAACAAGGUGUGAAACAAGACACAUCAACUUGCUCAGCUGUAUGCGAAGAAGACCAGUCUUUAGCUUCCACCUCCUGUGACCCAAAAGAAAGACAGCAAUCUGAAGACUCGAGCUAG